AUGAACAUGAAAUUAAUGUACUGUACUCCUUCAUCUUCCUCAGCAACAUCACCCUUUCUUGCUAAUAAUAAUCCUUCUUCUAAACAACAAGGUAAUUCAACAACUUCUUCAGCAACCAAAAUCGUGACAAAUACUCGAGAUUAUGUUCCUAAUGGUGUUCCAGUAUCUCCUUUAGCAGCAUCAGCAGGUCCAGAUAGCUCGAGGCCCAAUCCUCCAGUUGCUCCAGCAUCUUCUUCUUCAUCAUUAGAUAUUCCACCUGGAGAUAUUUCUGCCUCUAAUACCCCAGGUGCUCCAGAAUCUUCUUCGGUGGCAUCUCCUGGUGUAGUUAUUGCUAGUUCUACUUCUAAUGCACCAGGUGCUCCAGAAUCUUCUUCGGUGGCAUCUCCUGGUGUAGUUAUUGCUAGUUCUACUUCUAAUGCACCAGGUGCUCCAGAAUCUUCUUCGGUGGCAUCUCCUGGUGUAGUUAUUGCUAGUUCUACUUCUAAUGCACCAGGUGCUCCAGAAUCUUCUUCGGUGGCAUCUCCUGGUGUAGUUAUUGCUAGUUCUACUUCUAAUGCACCAGGUGCUCCAGAAUCUUCUUCGGUAGCAUCUCCUGGUGCAAUUAAUGCUAGUUCUACUUCUAAUGCACCAGGUGCUCCAGAAUCUUCUUCGGUGGCAUCUCCUGGUGUAGUUAUUGCUAGUUCUACUUCUAAUGCACCAGGUGCUCCAGAAUCUUCUUCGGUAGCAUCUCCUGGUGCAAUUAAUGCUAGUUCUACUUCUAAUGCACCAGCUCAAUCGGAUUUGUCUCAAAUGACACGUAAAAUAAUUAGAGGAAAUAUAGGCGGUGGAGUAUUUGCAAAUUUUGAAUUUGACAAAAGACAGGCUCAUCGUCAUCACCAACAAGAGCGUCAUUCUCGUCAUGAAGACCACAUAGCACGUCAUCAUGAAGAACAUCGACGUCAUCACAAGCUAAAGACAUACCAAUAACCUGAGCGACAUCAAAAACAAAAUCAGCAGUUGACAGAGUAUUAGUGAUCAAAUAGUUUUAAAAUAUAUAAAAAUUUUAUCUAAUAAAGUAAUAUCUAGAUAA
Diorhabda sublineata is the source of this 1069-nucleotide messenger RNA. RefSeq lists its product as uncharacterized. The transcript has 15 exons. Lineage: Eukaryota; Metazoa; Arthropoda; Insecta; Coleoptera; Chrysomelidae. Bases 1 to 966 code for a protein of 321 amino acids. The record is from RefSeq and is a predicted model, not a curated record.